Molecule: messenger RNA, 1836 nt
Organism: Rhizoctonia solani
Lineage: Eukaryota; Fungi; Basidiomycota; Agaricomycetes; Cantharellales; Ceratobasidiaceae
Product: Retrotransposable element Tf2 protein
Exons: 4
Coding region: 1-1836 (611 amino acids)
Biological process (GO): DNA integration
Molecular function (GO): nucleic acid binding
Source: RefSeq, a predicted model, not a curated record
AUGUCCAAAUCCUUCUCUGGGGCCAAAGCCAACUAUGACACCCAUGACAAAGAACUACUGGUGGUCAUUAAAGCUCUGGAAGAAUGGUGCAUAUUCCUAGAAGCAACUGAGAAGCUGGUCCAGGUUUUCAUGGACCACAGGAACUUAGAAUACCAGAUGCAGGCCCAAACCUUCAACUGUAGGCAUGCUAGAUGGCGGAUUUUCCUAAGUGACUUCAACUUUGAAAUACACUACCACCCAGGGAAACAGUCAGGGAAACCAGAUGUGCUAUCCAGAAGGUCAGACUACUUAGAUAUGGUACAGGAGCCAGAGGUCAUGCUCCCAGCAGAGGUUUUUGCCAACAUGUUGGAAGAAGAAAUGGAAAUUGUCACCCAAAUAUGUACCAAGCUGAGAGAAGAUCUGUCCCUUGAACCCAUCAUUCAAUUCCUGACAGAAGAUGUGGAGAAUGCACCUCCUUCCAUCCAAAAAGCCUAUAGGGACUACAACUGGGAAGAAGGCCUACUUUGGUACCAAGGGAAACUUGUGGUUCCAGACUCAGAACUGCUAAAGGAGAGACUACUAAGAGAAUUCCACAACUCUCCCUGUCAGAGCCAACAACUACCAAAGGGUAAUCCUAACAAGGGCCUAACAAUGCUCAAGGCAAAGCCAGGAAAGGCAGGGCAAGGAACCUUUGACAGGGACUGUGGUAUAGGUAAGGAGGUUAUAACACAAGCCAACUGUUGCCUGCAUGCUCCUGUCAUCUCCCUGAAGCCACUAGAGGUUCCCCCCUUCCCAUUACACACCAUAUUGUAUGACUUCAUCACAGGUUUCCCCAAGUCACAAGGACAUGAUGUGAUCUUGGUAGUAAUAGAUUCCUUCUCCAAAUUUGGACAUUUCAUUCCCACAUCCAAGAAGGUCUCAUCUACAGGGCUAGCAGAACUAUUUGUCACCCAUGUCUGGAAACUCCAUGGCUUACCUAUCAGAACCAUCUCAGAUAGGGGAACCAUGUUCACUGGGAAAUUCCUACAGGCCCUCUACCAGCAGCUAGGCAUCAAACCCUUGUUCUCCUCUGCAUACCACCCCAAAUCAGAUGGUCAAACCAAGAGGGUAAACCAAUUCAUAGAAUUCUACUUAAGGUCUUACGUGGCAGUGGAUCACUUGGAUUGGGCCAAGUGGCUACCUCUGGCAGAGUAUGCAUAUAACAAUGCCAAACACACAGCUAUGGGGAAAUCACUCUUUGAACUAGUCUAUGGCAGGACCCCAAUCAUGAACCCUUCCCAGGUCCCAGCAAAUGUACCAGAAGCUGACCAAGUAGCAGAUACCCUAGCCAAGGAGUGGAAAGAGGCAGAGGCAGCCCUCCAAAUGAGUAAGGAGAGAAUGGCAGGCACAAGGGGAACAAUCCUGGAGUUUCCCAUUGGGGAAAAAGUUUGGCUGGACGCAAAAAACGUUGAAAUCAGGUCCAAUUCCAACAAACUUGACCCAAAACAAUUAGGAACCUUUGAAGUCACCAAGAAGAUCUCUAGCCAUGCCUACUGCCUUAAACUUCCUGAAACUCUGAAAAUCCAUGACGUAUUCUACAUAGGGUUACUGUCUAAGAGUCACAAAUCCCCAAGUCAGCUGUUUCUGGAACAACCUCCUCCUGAAACAAUAGAAGGAGAGGAAGAAUACAAGGUGGAGCAGAUCAUUGACUCCAAGAGACAACAGGGAAAAUGGUUCUACCUUAUCAAGUGGAAAGGAUACAGUCCAGAAGACAACUCCUGGGAACCCAAAGAGUUACUAGAACAUAGCAGGGAGGAGAUCCAAUGCUUCAACAAGUCACAACAGAAAAAGGCUUGUGACUCUGCCAAGAGCCUUUAA